Messenger RNA from Pygocentrus nattereri (red-bellied piranha), 3667 nucleotides. RefSeq names its product growth factor receptor-bound protein 14 (gene grb14). Gene Ontology annotation, biological process: negative regulation of insulin receptor signaling pathway; insulin receptor signaling pathway. The record is from RefSeq and is a predicted model, not a curated record. Gene Ontology annotation, cellular component: cytoplasm; plasma membrane. Bases 103 to 1692 code for a protein of 529 amino acids. NCBI's taxonomy places the organism in Eukaryota, Metazoa, Chordata, Actinopteri, Characiformes, Serrasalmidae. The transcript is spliced from 15 exons.
CCUUAACCCAGUAAGCGCGCGCGGUGCCGGACAGCCAUGGGAGCAGUAAGAGCGCUUCAUAGCUCCGGACAGCAGAUGAUGCGGUGGAUAUAAGCGGCCUCCAUGAGUGCUAUGAGCGACUCUCUGGAUGAGCUAGACACUCCAGUCAGCCUCAGCGAGAAAGCAGCCAUAUUUCGGGAAGGCAAGGGGAAUGUGAGUGUGCUCGGCAGCGGCCCUGCCCUCAUACCGCUGCGCUCGCCCUUCCAGCCACCCGGUGCCCUGCACAACAGGACUACUGCUGCUGCUGCCACUCUCUUCAGAGGGAAUAGGAAAUGCAGAGAGGGAGAGGAGAUGCAGAUGAGUCUGGUCCCAAAUGCCUUCCCAGACCUCUUCUCCUCCGAGUGUUUGUUACCGUGGACCAAAAACAGCGCAACUCAGGUGAUCAAAGUGUACACAGAGGACAACAGCAGUCGAGCUGUGGAGGUCCCAAGUGACAUCAUUGCCCGAGAUAUCUGCCAGCUGUUCGUGCUGAAGAACCACUGCAUCGAUGACCACAGCUGGACAUUGUUUGAACACCUUGCUCAUCUGGGCAUCGAGAGAACCAUAGAAGACCACGAAUCAGUCCUGGAGGUGCAGUCUAACUGGGGCAUGGACUCAGACAGUCGCUUGUAUUUCAGGAAGAAUUAUGCCAAAUAUGAAUUCUUCAAGAAACCUCUGGAUUUUUUCCCAGAGAGCAUGGUGUCUAUAUCAAGUGAAACCAACGGCCUCAUGAACCACUCAGAACUUAUCCAGACAUUUCUUAACUCUAGCACGUGUCCAGAGAUUCAUGGCUUCCUCCACUCAAAAGAGCAAGGCAGGAAAUCGUGGAAGAAGUUCUACUUUGUGUUGAGAAGGUCUGGGCUGUACUUUUCCAAUAAGGGCACAUCAAAGGAGCCCAGGCAUCUUCAGUUUGUUGCAGAGUUUUGCGACAGUGAUGUCUACACUUUGUUAUCGGCCAGAAAAACACAUGGAGCUCCUGCAGACUACGGAUUCUGUGUGAAACCAAGUAAAUCAAGUUCAGCACGGGACCUCAAACUGCUUUGUGCUGAUGAUGAACAGACCAGAACCUGCUGGAUCACAGCCAUGCGCCUCUUCAAGUUUGGAAUGCAGCUCUACCAAAACUUCAUUCAGCCUCAUCAGAAGCAGAAAAACUCUCCAAUGAGAAGCAUCUCGGAGAACUCUCUUGUGGCCAUGGAUUUCUCAGGGCACAGGAGUCGUGUGAUUGAGAACCCAUCAGAGGCUUUGUCAGUGGCUGUGGAGGAGGGACUGUCAUGGAGGAGGAAGAGCUGCCAUCGACUGAGCCAUGGAAGCUGUUCCCCAUCCCAAAGCUCCCUCUCCAACAUAGCCAUUCAUAUGGCUCAACCAUGGUUCCACAGCAAGCUGUCUCGGGAUGAGGCUCACAAGCUGAUCACCCAGCAUGGUCUCAUUGAUGGGGUUUUUCUCUUAAGGGACAGCCAAAGCAACCCCAAGACAUUUGUUUUGUCCCUGUGUCACACACAGAGAAUCAGACACUUUCAGAUUGUACCUGUGGAGGAUGACGGUGAGCUGUUCUACAGUCUGGAUGAUGGAAACACACGCUUCAGUGAUCUACUGCAGCUGGUGGAGUUCUACCAGCUGAAUCGAGGCGUGUUGCCCUGCAAGCUCAAACACCACUGUGCCCGAACCACUCUGUGAGCCCAUCCCCAAAACCUGCCCUGUGCUCCCCUGACCCCACCUGUCCCGUGGGCCCCCUGUUCCAUCUCCCACAAUGCUGUGAUAUCAUCCAUUUUCUGACCCCAGCUGCUCUAUUAGUACUGAAUUACUCCAACACCAUGUCACCCUCACUCUGUUUCAAGCCCAACUGCUCUGUCCCCAGUCACCCUUCUAACCCCUGCCCAAAAUCUCUCUGCGCACCCCGCUAUUCGCCUCUGACCCUCUGCGCACUGUCACGUAACCACACACAGGGAAACUCUGGACAAAUCGCCAGUGCAGUUCGUGCCUUGGACAGGAAACUUGGAGGGAAGCCAGCCAGCCUAAACCACUGACUCCCCUUGCCCGGUUUCACUGUUCACCCCCCUACCUAUUGGUAUUAGGGUCACAUUCAGUACACUGGGGUGCUUAGAGAUCAAACAGACUUUAGUAGAGAGGUAGAAAGGAGUUGUUAAAUGCUGUCAACUGGAUUCAUUGACAGUGUUCCUCAUUGAGAAUGUGUUUUACUAUAAGGGAGGAUUGAUGUAUUUUGAGAUGAAGGGUUUGGUUGAUGUAUUGUGCUGAAAUUUUAGACUUUGCAGCUCUAAUGGCCUGAAUUCAAAACUCUCUCUGAGGAUGGGAGGGAGCUACAGUAGCAAACUGUCAAUCAAAGCUAAGUUCUAAUGGCAGACAACCUGUGUCCAUAUCAUAUGAACAGAAUUGACAGACAUGGUACAGCCAUAAUCACACAUGCACAAUAAGCUGAACCUGUUGGUUUUGCCAGCAGAGGGAGGGGUUUCGAAGGAUAUGGACACUUUCUCCCUCUGAGCGUUUGGGUAAAUAUUUUCUUUUUCUCCUUUUGUUUCUUUUAAUCAUGUAACAAAAUAUUCAGGUAUUUUAUAAAAAAAAAUGUGAUAUGUAUAGUUUGUUUGAGAGGUGUGUGGCUAGCUGAAGAGACUCUUAGCUCUGUGCAUGUAGGCCACAUUCUGUCCAACUGCGAAGCAUGAACAAGCAGCCAUGGAUGCACAUGCAGACGUAAACACUCUCCCCUUCUGUCUCUUCUCUACCAGAAUGUGGAAUGUAUCAAUACACCCACCAAUACAAACAUUCACACCCACCACCUAGAAUGAUGCUGGAUCACACUGUAAGUGGUUUACAUUCAAGCUUGGACAAAAUGUGAGACAGAAAAAUCACUUGUCAUUAAUAACUGAACAUUUCAGAAUUGUUGUAUAUUUAAAUUAAUAUUUUAUAGAUACUUGUCAAUAUUCAGGUUAACAAUGUUCCACACCUGAUCUGGUAAAUGUUUUAUAGAAAAGUGAAAAACACAACUACAGCUAUGGUCUGAACAUGUGCUGUUUCUUCAGGUCGUGUCAUUUCACCCUCCUUGACCCUGCCCUUAAGAAAAUAUAAGCUGAUAGGAUGACUAACAUGUACUGUAAAAAAACACAAACCUAAAGAGCAAUGUACUUGAUGAAAAAAUUAACUAAGGUAUUUUAAUACUGUUAAAAAAAGAUAAAUGCAUUUUGAGUUUAAAGCCAGGAAAACCUUUCUUUUCUUUUUCUUUCUUUUUAAUGAAAAGAGAACAGUAUAUAUCAUAGACUGCAAUGUCUUUUUGUAGAGAAGCUAAUUUUCUGUCUGUGUGUACUGCUUGAGUCCUGUUUUGUAAUCUUUAGUAUGCAGAAUGAACUGUAAAAUUAAUCCAAAAUUGUUUUAUAUCCAUGGAUAAAAAAAUGCAUUUUGAAAGGUUUUAUUUGCCAUGGUUAUUGCACUGUAGUCAAAACACUGGUAAACUUUUAAUUUCCAUUGCCGAGGGAUAUCUGUGACUGUUAAAGACUUUUGAUAAUGUGUAGAUUUAUUACUGCUGCAAUAUUCCUGUGCUUCUGCUCAAAAAUGCUCUGCUCUUUUGAUACAAACUCCAACAGUGUAGUGUAUGUGAAAUGACACUGUUUAUAUAUGUCUCCUAUAAAACUGGCUUUGUUCA